GUGGUCACUGUAUUGCUAUGUGUCUACAUGGCGAGUUAAUAACGAAACAAUUUAUGAUUCGAGCGUUAACAUUUGUCAUUUUAUUUUUCGUUUAGUUAAUAAAGGUUUUUGUUUACCAGGGCAUCUUUCCAUACCAGUUAUAUAUAAGUCCGAAUUUGUUGGAGACUAGUCGCAUUUUAAAAUGUGUGGUUAGUCUGCUGAACAGAUAGUUACAGCUUACGUCAAAACAUGGCAGUAGUUGGUGACGACUUGUCUGAAAUAGUCUGGAGUAUUUAGGAACGUUUUCUUUUUUUGAGGGAUGAAAAUGUCGCUGAGAGAGUUGAAGGUGUGCUUGCUUGGGGACACUGGGGUUGGAAAGUCAAGUAUUGUGUGCAGAUUUGUAGAGGACAGCUUUGAUCCGAACAUUAAUCCUACAAUUGGUGCGUCAUUUAUGACGAAGACAGUACAGUACCAAAAUGAGCUCCAUAAGUUUCUUAUUUGGGACACAGCAGGACAAGAAAGG
Ictalurus punctatus (channel catfish) is the source of this 502-nucleotide messenger RNA. RefSeq names its product RAB22A, member RAS oncogene family (gene rab22a). Gene Ontology annotation, molecular function: GTP binding; GTPase activity. Lineage: Eukaryota; Metazoa; Chordata; Actinopteri; Siluriformes; Ictaluridae. The record is from RefSeq and is marked provisional.